CCAAGCAGCUUUUCUUUCCCCAGCAGCCUGGAGUCCUGUCUUUGAUCAGUUCACCCGGGGGGGGAAUAAAAAAUAAAAAAACUUCCUAGAGAAGGCAGCAAAGUAGCAUCAGAGAGUUGCAGGGGCGUGGCGGUGUUUUGGGCACCCCAUGCAGGCAGGAGAGCUUCCAUGCAUCUAUGUGUGUGGGAAGAGGAAAGGUACAAGGUUUCAGCACAGUAGCAGUAGAAUCUGGAUUAGUUGCAUUUACAUUAGCACUAAGAGGAGUGGGGAGGGAGAGCAGCGCUGUGCUGACAACAAGAGGAAGGUGAGAAAAGUCGUUCCUUGCCCUGAAGCAGCGUCAGAGUGAAAUCUGCAAAGAAACUUUUCCACACACGCACCCAUAUCAGAAGCAGGUUGGGGUUGUUGUUGUUGGUUACCCCCCUCCACUCGUGUUCAGCGGAAUCGACUUCCCUAAGAAUUUGUAGAGUCAGGAACGGGAGCGAAAUACGCGACAGUCAGACUGCAGCAGAAAGUGAACCGGGAUUGCAGCUGGCGCUGCUUGCUGGAGAGAGACCGGCCCGCACGAUCCGCUCCCUGCCUCGGUGAAUGUACUAAAAACACUGAGGGGCACUGCGGAAAGGGUUUUGUCUGGGCCAGAUGGAGCCCCGACUCGAGCAGGUGGAUCCCUUGGCUACGAAAGGAGACGAUGUAAACACAGAAGUCACCAGACCUGAAAUCUGCCAAGCCCCUCUGGGGCUAGAGGGGGACACUGCUGGCAUGGGGGAUGGAGCCCAGGCUGCAGCAGGGCAAGGCAGCAUUCUGAAUGGGCAGGAGCCAGCAAGCCCAAAGGGGACUGGGGUAACGCACAGUGAGGAGGCUCCUUCUGGGCAGGGCAGCUCGAGCUGCCAGCAGGCCUCAGACCAGGAGCAUGAGGACACCCCAAGGAAGGAUCCAUCCCCGAGAGCAGGGCCCAGUGACGAAGCCAGGCAGCUGGAGCGUGGGGAGCCAGAAGGAAGAGCGGACCCCAAAGAGAAGCAGCCUCCUCUGAGCAGGAGCAUCCAAACGGGAGGAGUCGCCUCCCCACAGGACGACCCCAUCUCCAGCCUCAGCCCAGGUGCCGCAGAGCCCGAGCCUGACUUCUAUUGCGUGAAGUGGAUCAGCUGGAAAGGGGAGAGGACACCCAUCAUCACCCAGUGUGAGAAUGGGCCCUGCCCACUCCUGGCCAUCAUGAACAUCCUGUUCCUGCAGUGGAAGGUGAAGCUCUCCCCCAAGAAGGAAGUGAUCACAUCGGAUGAGUUGAUGGCGCAUCUCGGCGACUGCAUCUUGUCCAUCAAACCCCAAGAGAAUUCAGAAGGGCUGCAGCUCAACUUCCAGCAGAACGUCAAUGAUGCAAUGAUGGUCCUGCCCAAACUGUCCACGGGGCUUGACGUGAACGUGAGGUUCACGGGUGUCUCUGACUUCGAGUACACCCCAGAGUGCAUUGUCUUUGAUCUCCUGAACGUCCCACUGUACCACGGCUGGUUAGUGGACCCACAGAGCCCGGAUGCUGCCCAGGCCGUGGGCAAGCUGAGCUACAACCAGCUGGUGGAGAAGAUCAUCACCUGCAAGCACUCGAGCGACCCCAACCUGGUCACUGAAGGCCUGAUCGCCGAGCAGUUCCUGGAGUCCACGGCCACCCAGCUGACCUACCACGGGCUGUGCGAGCUCACGGCCGCGGUCAAAGAGGGGGAGCUGAGCGUUUUCUUCAGAAACAACCACUUCAGCACCAUGAUCAAGCACCAGGGCCACCUGUAUCUGCUGGUCACGGACCAGGGUUUCCUGCAGGAGGAGAAGGUGACCUGGGAGAGCCUGCACAACGUGGAUGGGGACAGCUGCUUCUGUGACGCCGAGUUCCACCUGAGCCACACCCUGGGGAAGGAGGCGGCCGGCAGCUCCCCCCAGGAGCAGAGGCAGGUGGACCAGGACUACAUGAUAGCCCUGUCCUUGCAACAACAGCAGCAGGGCCCCUCUGCCCUGAGCGACCUAGAGCUUGCGCGCCAGCUGCAGCAGGAGGAAUAUCAGCGGCAGCAGCAGCCAGCGACGCCUCCUGCGCAGGGGAGAGCUCAGCCGUCCGUCCGGCCAGCCGGGGAACGCAGGCAGAGACACAAGCAGGAGUCGGACUGCGUCCUCCUCUAGAGCCACUCGCCCCCUGCCUGCUGCUUUCGGACCCCUCGCCCUCCCACGGUCCUGCCAUGUCACCAUAAAGACUCCCAGACGACAGUCCCUGCGGGGCUCGCCUCGCCUCCGGUUCCCCCGCCCGCCGCCCUCCCCAGCACAGGACCUGCUUCCCUAAGAACUCAGUCCUGGCUCCCGCACUGUGGGGGUGAAACCUCGGGCCAUGCUGCUGGCUUUUCCCUGGCCUGUGUAUUGCAGCGCAUGAGGGCUGGCACAGACCUUCCAGGGCAGAGUCCAGCUGGGCUGUGCAUCGGCUGCAGUUUCUCCUCAUCCCUGACGCCCUCAGCUGUACCUUGUACUUCUGAGCUCUCACCAAAGAUGCCGAGUGUUCUCCUCUGCCAGCUCACACCCUCUGGCUCCCUCUGAGCUUCUUCCCUGCAGAGCUCUGUGGUAGAGGCAGAGAGUUCAGUGAUCAGAGCCUGGACUCCUGGGUUCCAUUCCCAACUCUGGGAGUGGAGUCGGGUCUAGUGGUUAGAGCAGGUUGGGGCUG
Chelonoidis abingdonii (Abingdon island giant tortoise) is the source of this 2683-nucleotide messenger RNA. The record is from RefSeq and is a predicted model, not a curated record. Lineage: Eukaryota; Metazoa; Chordata; Testudines; Testudinidae.